AGCUGUCAGUUACGGGGCGCCCGGCGGGGGGCGGAUUCUCGCCGGCUACCUAGUCUCUCGCUGGCGCGGCUCCCUUUCACCGCCUGUGGGGAAGUCCGGGCCGCUCCAGCGGUCACCGCUACAGUCUCGCCCAGACCUCCUCCUUUAGUCCUCUCCUGGCUCAGUCCCCUCCUCCUGCGCACCCUUGAGUAGUCUGUGGCCCGGCGGCGUUGGGUCCGGAGAGUCACUGCAGCGGCGCCGGUGGUGUUUAAACCAUGUUUAGGAGGAUUUUGCAGAGGACUCCUGGGAGAGUUGGCUCUCAAGGUUCUGACUUAGAUUCUUCAGCAACUCCUGUUAACACAGUGGAUGUCAAUAAUGAAAGCUCUUCAGAGGGUUUCAUCUGUCCGUUAUGUAUGAAAAGAUGUAUAACUGCUGUUGAUUUGUCGGAGCAUUACCAGAAAGUACACGCUGAAAAUGAAACAAGAGGACAGGAACUUCUUAAUGACUCCAGUGCUACUGGUUUCAUAUGUCCCCAGUGUAUGAAAUCUCUUGGAUCUGCUGAUGAACUUUUCAAACACUAUGAGGCAGUUCAUGAUGCUGGUAAUGAUUCAGGUCAUGGAGGGGAGGCUAAUCUUUCUCUGAAGCGAGAUGAUGUAACACUACUUAGACAAGAGGUCCAAGACCUACAGGCUUCACUUAAGGAAGAAAAAUGGUAUUCAGAAGAAUUAAAAAAAGAAUUAGAAAAAUUUCAAGGGCUGCAGCAGCAAGAGUCUAAACCUGAUGGAUUGGUGGCUGAUUCAUCAGCAGAACUUCACUCUUUGGAGAGACAGUUAGAUGAAGCCCAAACAGAAAAUUUUAAUAUUAAGCAAAUGAAAGACUUAUUUGAGCAGAAAGCAGCACAACUUGCUACUGAAAUUGCAGAUAUAAAGUCAAAAUAUGAUGAAGAAAGGAGUCUUCGAGAAGCUGCUGAGCAAAAAGUGUCACAUUUGACAGAAGAAUUAAAUAAAGAGUCAACUAUAAUUCAAGAUCUGAAAACUGAACUGCUUCAGAGACCUGGUAUAGAAGAUGUUGCUGUGUUAAAGAAAGAACUAGUUCAAGUUCAAACACUAAUGGAUAACAUGACCUUGGAACGUGAGAGAGAAUCUGAAAAACUCAAAGAUGAGUGCAAAAAGUUACAAGCAGAUUAUGCUAACUCAGAGAUGCUUAAACUUGAGGCCACAAUAAGCCAGCUAAGGUGUGAACUGGCCAAAGGUCCCCAAGAAGUUGCUGUAUAUGUGCAAGAACUACAAAACCUUAAAAGUUCUGUUAAUGAAUUAACGCAAAAAAAUCAGAACCUGACUGAAAAGUUGCUGAAGAAAGAACUUGACUAUACCCAGCUAGAAGAGAAAUAUAGUGAUGAAUGUGUGAGUAAAAAGAAUAUACAAGCAAGUCUCCAUCAAAAAGACCUAGAUUGUCAACAGCUUCAGUCAAGAUUAUCUGCAUCUGAAACCUCACUGCAGAGAGUACAGGCAGAAUUAGGUGAAAAGGGAGAAGCUACUCAAAAGCUCAAAGAAGAAUUAUCAGAAGUAGAGACCAAGUACCAGCAUCUUAAGGCAGAGUUUAAACAACUACAGCAACAGAGAGAAGAAAAGGAACAGCAUGGGUUACAACUCCAAAGUGAAAUUAAUCAGUUACAUGGCAAACUUCUGGAGACCGAGCGGCAACUGGGUGAAGCUCAUGGCAGGCUGAAGGAACAAAGGCAGCUUUCCAGUGAAAAGUUGCUGGAUAAAGAACAGCAAGUAGCUGAUUUACAGCUUAAACUUUCUCGUUUAGAAGAACAGUUGAAAGAAAAAGUAACAAAUUCCACAGAACUGCAGCAUCAGUUAGAGAAAACAAAGCAACAGCAUCAAGAACAGCAAGCCCUUCAGCAAAACACUACAGCAAAACUCCGAGAAGCUCAGAAUGAUUUGGAACAAGUACUACGCCAAAUUGGCGAUAAGGACCAAAAGAUCCAGAACCUUGAAGCCUUAUUACAGAAGAGUAAAGAAAAUAUUUCCUUACUAGAAAAGGAAAGAGAAGAUCUUUAUGCAAAAAUUCAGGCUGGUGAAGGGGAGACUGCUGUUCUUAACCAGUUACAAGAAAAAAACCAUAUAUUACAGGAACAAGUAACGCAACUAACAGAGAAGCUGAAGAAUCAGUCAGAAAGCCAUAAACAAGCCCAGGAGGAUUUGCAUGACCAGGUGCAAGAGCAGAAGGCACAUCUUAGAGCUGCACAAGAUCGUGUCCUUUCUCUAGAAACCAGUGUCAAUGAAUUAAAUAGUCAAUUAAAUGAAAGCAAGGAGAAGGUCUCUCAGCUUGACAUACAGAUUAAAGCCAAAACUGAAUUAUUGCUAUCAGCAGAAGCAGCAAAAAUUGCUCAAAGAGCAGAUCUUCAAAAUCAUUUGGACACAGCCCAAAAUGCAUUACAAGAUAAACAGCAGGAGUUAAAUAAGAUCACUACUCAGUUGGAUCAGGUCACUACAAAGUUGCAGGAUAAGCAAGAGCAUUGCAGUCAGCUGGAAAGUCAUCUUAAAGAAUAUAAAGAGAAACACUUGUCUUUAGAACAGAAAACUGAAGAAUUAGAAGGUCAAAUUAAGAAACUGGAAGCUGAUAUUCUUGAAGUUAAAGCAAGCAAGGAGCAAGCUUCGCAGGAGCUACAACAGCAAAGACAGCUGAACACAGAUUUAGAACUUAGAGCCACAGAAUUGACUAAGCAACUGGAAAUGGAGAAAGAAAUAGUAUCCAGUACAAAAUUGGACCUACAGAAAAAAUCUGAAGCCCUUGAAAAUAUUAAGCAAAUGCUUACUAGGCAAGAGGAAGAAAAAGUAAUUCUUAAGAAAGAAAUUGAAAAUUUGAGUCAAGAUGCAAAGAUGCAGCACAAGGAAUUGAGUAACAAAUUUCAAACAGCAGUAACAGAACUACAAAAAGUGAAGAUGGAGAAAGAAACUCUAAUGGUAGAGCUUUCUGAAACAAAAGAGAAAUUAUCAAAAGUUUCUGAUACUUUGAAGAAUUCCAAAAGUGAAUUUGAAAAGGAAAAUCAGAAAGGAAUGGCUGCUAUAUCAGAUUUGGAAAAAACUUGCAAAGAAUUAAAGCAUCAAUUUCAAGUCCAGAUGGAAAGCACACUUAAGGAACAGAAUGAACUGAAAAAGUCACUUGAAAAAGAAAAAGAGACUUCUCAUCAGUUGAAGUUGGAACUCAAUUCAAUGCAGGGACAACUCACACAGGUCCAGAAUAAUUUAAAACAAAAGGAAAAAGAAGAACAGCAACUUCAGGAGAGCAUAAAUGAGCUAAAGCAAUUGACUGAACAGAAGAAAAAGCAAAUUGAAGCACUCCAAGGAGAAGUUAAAAUUGCUAUUUCACAAAAGACAGAGCUUGAGAAAAAACUACAGCAGCAGUCAAGCCAAGCAGUGCAGGAACUUGCAGCAGAGAAGGAGAAAAUGUCUGUGUUACAAAACACCUAUGAAAAAAGUCAGGAAAAUCUAAAACAGCUUCAGUCUGAUUUCUAUGGAAAGGAAUCUGAACUUCUUGCCACAAGGCAAGAUCUUAAGUCCAUAGAAGAGAAGCUUUCUCUAGCACAGGAGGACUUGAUUUCAAACAGAAAUCAGAUUGGAAACCAAAAUAAAUUGAUUCAAGAACUAAAGACUGCCAAGGCAACUUUGGAGCAGGAUAUCGCAAAGAAAGAACAGCAAUUAAAGGAGCAGUGCGCAGCACUGCAAGAUACUCAGAGAGAAAAGUCACUGAAAGAAAAAGAACUAGUAAAUGAAAAAUCUAAAUUGGCAGAAAUAGAAGAAAUUAAGUGUAGACAAGAAAAAGAAAUUUCUAAACUGAGUGAAGAACUCAAGUUCCAUAAGCAAGAAAGCAUAAAGGAGUUAACAAAUCUCAAGGAAGCCAAACAGCUUCUGAUUCAGCAGAAAUUAGAGCUUCAAGGGAAAGUAGAUUCCCUGAAGGCAACCGUUGAACAGGAGAAGAGGAAUCAGCAAAUGCUAAAAGAACAGGUGAAAAAGGAAGAAGAUGAGCUGAAGAAACAAUUUAUUGAGAAGGAAGCUAAAUUGCAUUCUGAAAUAAAAGAAAAAGAAGUAGAAAUGAAGAAGAAUGAAGAAAAUGAAGCUAAGCUUACCAUGCAGAUCACAGCGUUAAAUGAAAAUCUGGGCACGGUGAAGAAGGAGUGGCAGUCCAGUCAGCGGAGAGUCAGUGAGCUGGAGAAGCAGACAGACGACCUGCGGGGUGAAAUCGCGGUGCUGGAGGCGACGGUUCAGAACAACCAAGAUGAGAGGAGAGCACUGCUAGAACGAUGUCUUAAAGGAGAAGGUGAAAUAGAAAAGCUUCAAACCAAAGUACUAGACGUGCAAAGAAAGCUGGAUAAUACAACCGCCGCAGUGCAGGAGCUGGGCAGAGAAAAUCAGUCCCUUCAAAUCAAACAUACGCAAGCAUUGAAUAGAAAGUGGGCUGAAGACAAUGAAGUACAAAACUGUAUGGCCUGUGGGAAAGGCUUCUCAGUGACAGUGAGACGGCAUCACUGCAGACACUGUGGAAAUAUCUUCUGUGCUGAGUGUUCAGCCAAAAAUGCCUUAACUCCUUCUUCCAAGAAGCCUGUUCGUGUCUGUGAUGCAUGUUUCAAUGACUUGCAGGGGUAAUGGGUUAUCGCAAACUUCAGAGUAAUAUUACACUAACAUUAGAUUUUUAAUAAAUGUACUUAAUAGAGGUCUUGGACUACUAUUUGAUUUGGACAGUGGUUGCAAUACUAAACCAAAUUAGAAUUCAUAUAUUUUGGAAUGCUGUCAAUAGCAAGUAAAACUCUUCUAUUUUUGUGAAACUUGGGCUCAUUGUUCAUUCCUUUUUUCUGUUUAACCCCUGGAACAGCUUUCACACUAAGUUUAGAAUUAGCCAAUGAAAUGUAAAUAAAUUUUGGACAGAAAAUAGCAAUGUAUUUUUUUAAAUAUAAUUUCGUUGUUCACAAAUGACAUGAAUAUACUUCGAUAACUGCUUUCUCCCAAAUUUAGUGAACAGAAAUGUACAUGGAUGAUGUCACGUUAUGUUGCACAAUAACACAUUAAAUAUAUCACAUGUUCUCUGUGUGAAGUCGCGCACAGAACUAUGAAACUUUCUGACUCUUUUUGUAUGUAUAGGUCCAUGCCUUAGUUACACUGUUAUGUUAUAAAUUUACUACUUAAGUGUUCUAAACACAUUUUGUGUUGAAAUAUGUAUUAACCAUGAAUUCAAAAUUGUUUUUGCUUUAACAAUACUUAUAUUAGAGUCUCUUGGGUAGAUUUUAUGAAAACCUGUGUAAAAUUGGUUUGCUUACUUUAUUAUUAUCCUGGGGUUGUAUUGUAAUGAUUAGGGUUAAUAUUUCUUUUUCAUUCUCAUUUUUAAACUCCAAAUUAAUCUCCAGUAAGAACUCUACAAAACUUCCCACCCUCACCCCAUUUGGAAGAUGAAUAAUAGAAAUUGUCUAAUGGUCCUAUUCUCAAUUUCUUGUAAAUGGAAAAUUUUCUGAGAUUAGCCUUUCUAUUAUUCCCUCAUUUUGUCUCUCCAGCAUCUUCAGGAAUGAUUUUGCUUUUUCAGUGGAUCUGCUUUUCAUCUUUAUUUGGUUUAAUCUUCUCAAGUAUAGUUCAGUUUCACUGUAAUUGUUAUAUCAUUUUUGCAUCUUAAAGUCAGUAACUGAUGUUGCCAGAGUCUUGUUAUAUUUGUGAAAACAAACUGCAAAAUGAUAAGGUGACAUUAAAUAUUCUACUUUGUAUUUUCUUCUUACCUAAUAGGGAAGAAUUUUUUAAAAUUGUGAACUUAAAUUUAAAAUGGUUCUGAAUUUGGGUUCCAUAUUAACUGGGAAAUCUUUUUACUUUGCAAAAAUAAUGCUGUGAAAUUACCUUGAAGUAAUGGCUUGAGAAUAGUUUCACUAGAAACCAAUAUAUUUAGGAAUCCCAAAGUUGCAAUCAGAAAUGAAACAGAACAGCCAAUUAAGGAUAAUUAAAAAUUAGCUUAUUUGUAUGCUGAACAAUCAAAUUGAACUUUAAAUUAUCAUAGCCUUAUUAAUUUGGAAAAUUGGAAAACAUCUGAAGAGAGAAGUCAUUAAUGUUGGUUUAUUACUCUCUAGAGAAGAAACGUAAAGUUAUCCAUUUUUUUAGUGCAAUUAUUUGGUAGUAAUAUCAGGAAAGGAAGGCAGUUAAUAUUCCAUUUACAAUAAAUAGUGUAUAGUAUACACUUGCUUUCAAAUAUCAUGCUGAAAUGAAAUGUUUAUACUAUACUUAGUACAUAUAUAUAUAAACUUAAAGAGAUUGCCACAUACUCCUUUAAUUAUUUAAAAACCCCAUUUAAGUAAACCCUAUUGUUAGUAUCUAUUAAGGACCCCGACUGAAGCCCUGGACUUGGAUAAAUGCAUAACAUUUAGCACAUAUAAUGAAGAAAACUGAUGACUCUUCAUUAAAAAUAAUACUUGGGUAAUAUAAAUUGAGCUAAAAUUAUUUAUUUAUUUUCAAAUACUUCUGUCAAAUAACCUUAAUUCUGUACUUUCACAAAUAAGGGAUUUAAUAAAUGUGUUAGAAAAAAUAGUCACAGCACCACUAUUUAUUCUUUAAGAUAAUAAAAUUUCAUGAGAAUUAUGCUGGGUUAGAAUAUUUGUUAACUCCAUCCCCUAAUUGUGUACACUAAAGGCCUUUUCCUGUAUUCCCCUAUCCACAAUAUUCACCCCCCCCCCCCAAAAAAAAAAUUGUAAGGACAACAAAUACAACUGUACCUGAGUGAUUCUGUAGUUUUCAUCUAGUUAAUGUCAUUUCAUAGGUCCUGAGUAAUUUACUGUAGGCUGUUGUACUAAUAAUAAUAGAAAUGAAACCUAAUAUUUUUGUUGUUAUUUUAGGUGUUUGGAAACAAAAAUGAAAGGGGUUUCUCUUUUUUUUAAUUGAAAAAGUCAUCUCCCAUCCAAGUACUAACCAGGCCCGAUCCUGCUUAGCUUCUGAGACUAGACAGUAUCAGGUGUGUUCAGGGUGGAAGGCUGCAGACAAAAGUCAUCUUCUCAGUCCUUAUCAGCUCUACGGUUCAGAUGUCUGCUGGUUCUAUUCGUUAGUGAGUUAGGUGUGUGUGGAGUCUCAGCUCUCGGCUCUAAUGCAAAACCUACUAGCAUCGCAUGUUAGUGAAUUCCAAACCCCAGCACAGAAAUGUGAGCUGAAAUCAAGUCUUGCUGGGUUAGGGGAUAGUGAACUGUACCUAUGGAAUUUUUUUUAAUAGAAAGUAGACAAAGCUGCUGGUAUGGGAUUUGUUCAUUUUGAAGAAAAACAAGGGAAACAAACACAAAAACCUCAAAGCAGUGUACAAAUAACCUUUUGUUCAACUACCUCUUAAUGUGGAAUAGGCUAGUUUCAUAGUUUCCUCACAGUAGUGUUAAAUAGUAACUGCCAAAUUUGUUAGUGUCCCAUUUCUCUUUAAAAAGGCUUUAUGAUUAUUUUAUAGUUUUGAGAACUUCAAAUCCACUUUUUUUAAACCUUGCAUUUGCAUAAAAAUAUUCAGCUUUUAAGUGGAGAGCAAAUUAUGAUCAUAUAUUUUGAUAUUCAUGAUCUAUUUGACUAUAGCAAUUUUUUUUAAUGCACUUUGGCUAUAAAACCAUGGAUGACUUGAUCUAUAAGAUUUAAAUGUGCCGUCAAUUUAGUUUUCCUAGACAUGAGCGUGAUGAAUGCUAUUCUGUAAUUACAAUGUGCCACACAUUAGCGUGUCUUAAUUGCCCUUCGCCUGAAUUUCAAUGAUCAAUUUGUUAUUGUUACAGAUGUGAAUAUUGUGCAUAAACUUACAAAAUUUAUGUAAAACUGUGUAAAAUAGAGCUAAGUUCUUCCAGUGUAGGAGUAAUGGAUUCACUGUAACACGAUGCAGUAGUGUCCAUGACAUUCUGUACUUCUUUGAACUGGAUCACGUAUCAUAUCUUAUGUAGAUACUUUCGCAUGAGGAUUUCCUUGUUUAGUUUUUGGAUUCAUUAUUUGUAUUGUGUUUACUACUUGUGAUCAUGUUGUUGUGCCUUAUUUUGUGAGAGAGUUUAGCUCAGUAAAUACUGUAAUUUCUAAACUCAGUGAUUGGAAGGUUAUUGAUUCUAAAUGUAACUGAUGACAGCAUUUAAAUCUGUAUAAAGAUCAAUGGAAGGAUCCU
Molecule: messenger RNA, 8121 nt
Organism: Phyllostomus discolor (pale spear-nosed bat)
Lineage: Eukaryota; Metazoa; Chordata; Mammalia; Chiroptera; Phyllostomidae
Gene: EEA1
Product: early endosome antigen 1
Exons: 31
Coding region: 255-4631 (1458 amino acids)
Biological process (GO): endocytosis
Cellular component (GO): early endosome
Molecular function (GO): metal ion binding; 1-phosphatidylinositol binding
Source: RefSeq, a predicted model, not a curated record